Messenger RNA from Macrosteles quadrilineatus (aster leafhopper), 3750 nucleotides. RefSeq names its product mitochondrial import receptor subunit TOM70-like. The transcript has 10 exons. Lineage: Eukaryota; Metazoa; Arthropoda; Insecta; Hemiptera; Cicadellidae. The coding region runs from base 134 to 1864 and encodes 576 amino acids. Gene Ontology annotation, molecular function: protein binding. The record is from RefSeq and is a predicted model, not a curated record.
CUGUUCUGACUGAGUUCAACAAUGCGAAUGCAUGCACUCUACUUUGUUUAAUGUUUUCUUUUAAUUUAAUGUGUGAGGUUAGGAAGUUCCUAAGAUAAGGAAUUAUUUAAGUUUAGUAAUAGUUUGUCUUAAAAUGGUUGUUCCAGUGAAAAUAUACGAUGUGGCUAGGCCUAUUUCUAAGAACGGGGAAUCUGUAUGGAAAAUUGGCCUUGGUAUUAGUGUCGCUUUAGUUGGAGGAGGCAUUGUUUGGUGGUACUACAAGAGGUCCUCUUCUAAGUCCAAGGUUAUUACAACAGAUUCUAAUACUCAGGCAAAUGGGGUCGUGGUGUCAGAAAAUGGGAUCAAAGAACCUGAGGUACAAACCCCACUUGAACGAGCUGAACAAAUUAAGAGAGCAGGAAAUGAUUUCUUUAAGAAAGGAGAGUAUUUGGAUGCCUUAAGAUGUUACAGCGAGGCCAUCGACUUGUGUCCAGCUUCUGAAACAACAAUUCAAGCCACAUACUACCAGAACAGAGCUGCAUGUUACGAACGUCUGAACAAGAUAGAGGAAGUUGUGAAAGAUUGCUCAAAAGCACUGGAGCUCAAUCCGAAGUAUGUAAAGGCUUGUUCAAGAAGAGCGAAAGCCUACCAAACACUGGGCCAGCUGACUGGAUGUCUUGAGGACGUCACGGCGAUGUGUAUUCUAGAGAACUUCCAAAACCAACGCACCCUAGAAAUGGCCGAUCUUAUUCUCAAAGAAGUGGGUAAAUUAAAUGCCAGAAAGGCAAUGGAAAACAAAGCACCAGUUCAACCAUCUCCACACUUUGUGAAGAACUAUUUUGCAACAUUUCCAAACGACCCUGUCAUCUCUGCCUCAGACUUUCAAGUUGUUGAGAUAAACCAUAGUGAGUCCGCUGAUUCUACAAAGAAUCUAUUGGAACGAGCCAAACAGCUGUUGGUGCGAGGACGCUACGAUGAAGUUAUCCAGACUUGUACAGAAGCUGUAACUGCUGGCGAAGGGCUCGAACCCGAGGCCUUGCUGCUACGAGCCACCAUGUACUUGCUCAGAGGCCAAAACAAUCUUGCAUUAGACGACCUCAACACUAUAAUCGGCCAGGAGCUUACACCCACAGAACACAACACUAACAUAACUGUGAACGCACUCAUCAAGAGGGCCUCGCUGUACCUUCAGUCCAAUGAGAAGGAGAAGACGUUUGAAGACUUGGCAACGGCCGAGAGACUUGCACCCAACAUUCCUGACUUGUACUUACACAGAGGCCAGGUUAAUCUGCUCACAGACAAUGUGGAGCAGAGCAUAGCAGACUACAACACGUGUGUAAGCCUGGACCCUGACUUUGCUAUAGGGAUGAUGCAAGGCUACUACGCUCAGUAUAGACGAGCAGUACAGCAAAACAGCUCCUCGGGCAUCGCCAAGGUUAUUGAGAAGUUCAAGAGAGGCAUCAGGAAGUUCCCCGCUUGCUCGGAAGCUUAUGCGCUUCUCGCUCAGGUGCUCAUGGACCAACAACAGUUUGAUGAGGCGGAUAACUACUACGACAGUGCAAUGCGGAUGGAUCCCGCUAACGCUACCAUCAGAGUGCACAGAGCAUUGCUCCAAUUGCAGUGGAAGGGGGACGUGGAUGCUGCUAUCAAGUACAUCAAUGAAGGCAUUCAAGUUGACAAUAAAUGCUCUUUUUGUUAUGAGACUCUUGCCACUAUCGAAGUACAAAGAGGUAACCUGAGACAGGCAGUAGAGCUGUUUAAUAAAGCACUCCCACUGGCUAAGACAGAACAGGAACUUGCUCACAUUUUCUCUCUCCGAGACUCAGCGGUCGCACAACUUGUGGUGGUGGAUAGACUGGGCAUGGCCGGCCUCAUUGGCUUAUAGACUGUUACUUGCCCUGGUGUUCCUAAUGACUUUAUCCUAACUUGUUUGUAUGUUUAGGUAAAAAAAAUUUGUUUUGACGUCGAUAAAGUUUUGAACACAUUUGGUUUACUUAACCUAAGAACACAGUCAUGAGGAUGAAGGGCCAAAACUGUUUUUGGUUUUCAGUAGAACCGAUGUGAGGCAAUGUGAUCCUUUCUAUGUUCAUUAAGCCGUGUAAUGUUGUUAAUUAACAGUUGUAUAGUCAAAACUAUAGUUUGUUGCAUAAAAUAAUUGUUAUUGUUUUUACUGUUUGUUUUGUUUCAUAGAUUAGAUUUCGUUUGAAUCUAACUACAUAUUCCACAUUUAAUCGAAACUAAUAAUGAAAGUGAAUCAAGAAAACUAAUACAACAAAUAGUAUAAUAGUCAGUGAUGUAGAAGACAGUAUUGUAGGAAUAUUUUGGGUUUCUCGCAUGUCUAUAGUACUUAAUAUACAACACAAAAGUGUGUGUUUGAAUGCAUAUUUAAUGCAUUUUUAUUUUUGACUAUUAUACUAUUAAGUUUUGUAAAUUAAGGUAAACACCUUUUUCAUUUAAACGUCACUUAAAGAGCUGUUCACUGUGUUGAUGUACCUAUUUGUUCAUAUGUAUAUAGUUGGAGACAGUCUAAUUACCCUACACUGUUUUUAUUAUUGAAAUGUUAUUCUUUGUUAUGUAGUCAAUGUUAGUUGAUAGGUUAUAGUUUAGCAUAAGUCUGUUGUCUUGUCAAUGAACUUAUAAAACACUCAGGUACUAUAUGAAAUCAAUCGUAUGGUUACUACAAACUGGAUAAAAAAUUUAAUUUUAGGAUUUUAGGUGGGACUUGUUAAUUUUUUUGCUUAGUGGGUAAUUAAAAUACCGAACCGAAUAAUAUGAGAUUACAUACAACGUAUUCGGAAAUUUUUCACCUAUAACUUUUUUAUCUUGUUAUUUUCUCAAUUACUUUGUUUUCAAGAAUAAUCGAAGUAGCCGUUUUAAAAUUUGCCUGAGAGCUCGGUAUAGAGAGUUUGUGCAAAUAUGUAUGCUCAUACUUAAGCAACUGUUUGUUUUCCAAAUGUCAAAUACUACCAUGUAUUAUGUCUUAGAUGUUUUUUCUCUUAUAUAUAUAAAUAAAGUGCUAUAUAAUCCUACUAGCCGAAAAGGUUGUUGGUUUGUUAUAAAAAACAAACUAAACUUGUUGCAUUUUCUAGUUUAUAUGUUUGGUUACACAGGGCUUGUUUUGUUAACUUGUGUUUCAUCACUGUACUACAAUUCCCAACAUAAGCUAAUAAAUUGCUUUUAAUGUGUCAAUUGAAGUGCUCCUUUACAAAAUGUUCAAGCUGGUCAUUGAUUGUUUGUCAACCUGUUUUAAACAGAACCUUUUGGUUACUGAAGAAGACCUAUCAUCAGUCUGUUUUUUAAUGCUUUUGGUCCAUAAUCAACUUGUUAUUUUCCAUUAGUUACUUUAUCAACUACCCUACCUACUUUAAUAUAGUUGUUUUUUGUAACAUUUCACUCAUUAAACUAUUUUGCAUAUUAGCUAUGCAUAUCUCACUAGGCUAUAGUUUUUCAUUAGAUUUUUAUCAGUUUAAAGCUGGUAACAUGUUUAGUCAUAAGUGUAUGCAGUAUGGCAUGUAAUUCAAACCUGUAGUUUCAAUCCCAAUAGUUUAUCGACUAUCGAGUAUCUAAACCCUGGACCAUUUUCAGUUAAUUAGCAUCAUAGGUUGGGAGUUCUUGUCCUGUUACAAAAAUUAAAAUUUUAGUCAAACAUUUUAAGGGAGCUGAUGUUUAUGGUACCUAUUGUAAUUUUCCAUCAUUGUGCUUACUGCUUAUAGAAUACUUUUAGGCUGUAUAAAUUUUUGUUGGUUGUUAAUAAAGUAAUGCAUCAUUGUA